GUUGUCCUGCGACGUUCCCGUCCUGAGUCUCACGACCAGGCGGAGGCCACCGCGGCAUCUCUUCUGCCUAAAGACUCAGCGUGCAGUGCUCCAACCAAAGCGUCUAAGAGGACCGCCACCUGCGCCUCCAUCAUGCCCGACUUCUCCGGCAACUGGAAGAUCAUCCGAUCCGAAAACUUCGAGGAUUUGCUCAAAGUGCUGGGGGUGAAUGUGAUGCUGAGGAAGAUCGCCGUGGCUGCAGCAUCCAAGCCAGCCGUGGAGAUCAAACAGGAGGGAGAUACUUUCUACAUCAAAACCUCCACCACGGUGCGCACCACGGAGAUCAACUUCAAGAUCGGAGAAGAGUUUGAGGAGCAGACUGUGGACGGGAGGCCCUGUAAGAGCCUGGUGAAGUGGGAGAGUGAGAACAAAAUGGUCUGCGAGCAGAGGCUUCUGAAGGGAGAGGGCCCCAAGACCUCCUGGACCAGGGAGCUGACCAAUGACGGGGAGCUGGUCCUGACCAUGACGGCGGAUGAUGUCGUGUGCACCAGGGUAUACAUCCGAGAGUGAGCGGCCGUGGGUCCAAGAGUUGCCGGAGCGCCCCAGCCCAUGCACCCACGCUCCCAGGCUCCCUGCCCCUCCCCCUUCCUUCUAGGCUAGCUCGCCCCUCACCCCCUCGCUCCCUCUCACCCCCCUCACUCCCCCUCACUUCUGGGGAUGCUGCAAUGCCUCCAGCCAGGCUCUGCCUUGGGGGGUCCCCCUCCAUCUCCCCUCCCCCAACAAAGAGGGAUGGAGAGCAAGAGCCCAGAUCCCCCCUUCCAGAAUCACUCCCCUCCCCAGCCAACAGCCCCGAAGCAGCCCCGAGCAUGGCCUCUGUUUCCGUGAGGGGACCUGAGGGCCCCAGUGGGAAAGACGGCCCUCUGGCUUCCGCUCUUUGUCCCUGUAGUCUACACAGUGUAGAAUAUUUAUUGGUUAAUUUUAUUAAAAUGUUUUAAAAAAUA
This is a messenger RNA of Neogale vison (American mink), 980 nucleotides long. RefSeq names its product cellular retinoic acid binding protein 2 (gene CRABP2). The record is from RefSeq and is a predicted model, not a curated record. Gene Ontology annotation, molecular function: fatty acid binding. NCBI's taxonomy places the organism in Eukaryota, Metazoa, Chordata, Mammalia, Carnivora, Mustelidae. The transcript has 4 exons. Gene Ontology annotation, biological process: fatty acid transport. Bases 133 to 549 code for a protein of 138 amino acids. Gene Ontology annotation, cellular component: nucleus; cytosol.